AUGACCUUAACAGAAUCCUCUGUUACAAAUUGGAUUAAUGGUUCUUUUCUGGGCCCUAUUUCAAAAAUCAUCAAAGAAAUUGAACCAACUUUAGAAAAGAAGAUUCAAUGCUCUGACAAUACCAACAAAAUUUUACCUUUAAUGGAGAGAGAAAAUCAAAUUAAUGAAAUAAUAACGAUGGUCAGGGGAAAUUUGAGAAUGCUUGAAACUAGGUUCUGGUCUCCAGCAAGAUAUGGAAGGAUGGACUUGAAUAUACCUGCUUUAAUCGGAGGAAAAGGAAUUGGAAAGACUACACUUGCAAACGAAUGUGCAAGAAGACUCUCUGAAUCAUGGACAACCAUCUUACCCAAUUCGACCUUCUUUUCCUUAUCGUUGGACUUUAAAAAUGAAUAUGCCAUUACAACAGAUGACCUUGAAUUAAAUCACGGAACGAUCAUUGGUAUUCGAUUUGCACACUGUUAUUAUUUUAAAUCAAAGGGCUAUUCUUAUGACUUUUUGACAUUCUACAAUUUGUUAAAAGCAAAGAGCCUACUUCAAUACUUUUAUAUCGAUCAAGUGAUAUUUCAGAUCAAACACGAAAUUGGAUCAGAUAUUUUUUUCUUGUUACAUCUUGAUGAAAUUCAAUGUCUUUUGGAGUAUGAAGAUCAAUACAAGUUGAAAGAUAUCUACCCAGGAGGUUUAUCAAAAAAUCUUUUUCAAUCGAUAUACACAUACUUUUCAAGUUUAUGCGGUGUAGUAAUCCAGCCAAUAGUUUCUGGUACAUCAAGAAUAGAAUUGCUUAUAAGAGUAAAGGAUCCAACAAAUCAAUCCUUUGGAUUUGUACAAGUUGAUUUAUUGUCUCCACAAGCUGUAUUUGAUUGGAUAAAUACGUAUUCAAAUCUCAACAAGGAUUGGAUGACAAACAGAUUUAUACUCCAAAUGUUACAAGACUUGGGAGGAUUACCGUUAGCAAUUGUUUUCUUUUUAGAAUACAUCUUUAGUAGUGAUUUUAGUAAACAAAAAGAUUUUUUUUUAAAUCAAUAUCAAUCAUUUGGAUACUCUCAGGCAUUCAAUCAUAUUGCCAAAAAAAUUGAUGAACAUUUGGGAAUUGGAGAAUUACUUCUAGAUAACAAAGAGGUAUUCACAAAGUUGUUGGGUUACUCGAUUCGAGGUACUUUAAUUUCAGUGAACCAGCAACAGGAUAUGUUUUACAAUCUUGAAUCAAAGGGACAAACUUUUUUGGAGAAAAGGGGAGGGUUAGAUGAAAUAAAUACAAUGAGAUUGGAAAAUAGUGAUUUAGAAUAA
Messenger RNA from Cavenderia fasciculata, 1284 nucleotides. RefSeq lists its product as uncharacterized. The record is from RefSeq and is a predicted model, not a curated record. NCBI's taxonomy places the organism in Eukaryota, Evosea, Eumycetozoa, Acytosteliales, Cavenderiaceae. The coding region runs from base 1 to 1284 and encodes 427 amino acids. The transcript has 4 exons.